This is a messenger RNA of Pocillopora damicornis (cauliflower coral), 1531 nucleotides long. RefSeq lists its product as uncharacterized. NCBI's taxonomy places the organism in Eukaryota, Metazoa, Cnidaria, Anthozoa, Scleractinia, Pocilloporidae. The record is from RefSeq and is a predicted model, not a curated record.
CCUUCGAAUAACCUUCGAAUAACCGUCCCUUUUUGCCAGUUGAUAUAUAUAACAAGAUCCACGACAGUUGCAGUUCGACUAUCAUGGAGUCAGGUAGGACUGAUGAUGAAUUCCCGCAGUUCCUUCCAAGUGAUCUCAACAUAGGAGCUAUAGCAACUGUUAUGAGAGGACAGCUAGUCGGUGAGAGAAACACACCAAAAGCCAUAACAAUCCGCGAGCAUGGCGAAAAGAUCGAUAGCCUUGAGAAGGAGAUCAAAAAGAAGGAUGAUGAAAUCGUUGCCCUUCAGAAAGCUCUACAGACUCUUCAGGAGCAAAAUGACGAGCUUAAAAGCGCGCUUGACACAAAAGACGAAGAGAUUGGUACCCUAAAAUCGAGAAUCGACGAGCUGGAGGACGAGAAGACGGAGUUGCAAAGGGAGUUAGGAUCGGUGAAAACCGAUCUCGGCCUUGUGCAAAAGGAAGUUGAUAAGUUGAGAAAGGCGAAGUCAAGCCAGGAGCAAACUAAUUUGAAAUUGAAGCAAGAUCUCGAAGGGUUCCGGAGAACCUUGGAAACAGUGAAGGAAGAUCGGGAGAAGAAAAGAAAGGAGAGCGAAGAACUUAAGAAGGAACUGAGGAACAUCAAAGAAUCGCAACUCAAAGGACUUCUUCCUUUAAUGAGUGGUGCCAGAGCGCUUCCAAAUAAGCCCCUGCCAGCAAUACCGAAAACCAGCGGAGAAGCAUUGCUACACUUAGGCGAAAUGUGUCGUCAAAUACAAACCAAGCUUUAUCGGUUUGUAUUUCCCAGAAGUGUUAAAGAUGUCAAUUAUAAAGUUGAUGCCAUUCACCGCCAUUUAAGCAAGUUCCCAAACACCAAUGCUCAGAGGAAAUGGGAGUCGAUUCAGGAGACGUUUCACUGGGAUGAGACUCACGAAGAGGCAAUCACCUUACUACAAGAGACAAGAAACAUUGAAGCCCAUCCUGAGAUCUCCAAGGAUUCGCUUCAACGUGCCAUAAGCAUAACCGCUCAGUCAAACAACUUGGAAGACAACUGGCUGUCAACGAAGCUCUUACACGAACUGCUUAAAAUCUGGGAGACUGAUCUGUCCCAGUAAAGCAUUACUUUAUGUAAAAGAAUUGUGUAAUCGGAAGAAAUUACGUCUCCUUGAGAUGAGCACACAGGCCUCGAUAGUUAUGCAAGUCAUGUAGGUGAUUUUCCAAGCUAAUGUAAACUGAAUUGAUUUCGUAGAUUGUAUUAGGUGAGAAUUCGUCGUUUCAUGGUUAAGUCUACGAUAAUGGAGCUGAGCAUCAGGAUGACUAUUAUCAAUACUUUUCUUAUUUUUCUCCUUUAUACUUAAUGAAGUUAAAACCACAAAGGUCUGUCGACACAAGGACCCUUUCGCUUUUUAUUUCGAUGCUAUUGUUUGGAAUAAAUGUUUUGUUGCAAAACUUCAACUUAGGCCAAUUCCUGUUUCAAUUUCUGAGAAAUUUAGACUUUGUCUGCUAAUUUGGGUCAGUUCUUAAGGAAAGUGAAGUGUUGGAUUAGCUAGCAUAC